Messenger RNA from Ictalurus furcatus (blue catfish), 3623 nucleotides. RefSeq names its product glycosylated lysosomal membrane protein (gene glmp). NCBI's taxonomy places the organism in Eukaryota, Metazoa, Chordata, Actinopteri, Siluriformes, Ictaluridae. Bases 54 to 1256 code for a protein of 400 amino acids. Gene Ontology annotation, cellular component: lysosome. The record is from RefSeq and is a predicted model, not a curated record. The transcript has 6 exons.
AGCAGCCUCAGCGUUUCACUUCCGCGUGAGCAGGGUGCUGUGUUUACAACCCCAUGGCGGCGAUUAAACAUUAUUACUUUAUUUAUUUCACAUUAUCUCAAGUAGUCUGUUGUGUGGAUGGAUUCAUGUGGAAUGGGGACACUUUCAGACGGAAGGUGUCAUUGGAGAUGAACCCUGGGUUAACCCCGCCCUCAGUGGUGCCCCCCGGGGUCUCGAUGCUCCACGCACGUGCCCUCGGCCACAACGACACACUGCACUUCCUGUUCUGCAGCGGUGGAGCCCCGGCCCUGCUGCUGAUCCACACACACUCCACCGAGUCUGUGGUGGAGGUGAACUGGGACAAGUUCAUCAGCGCAGACCCUACCGGCAGUGUGAAGGUGGCACCGGAGAGCAGUGUGCAGUACCGAGGCGCUCUCGUCUUCACCCGCUUGUGGGAGUAUGACGAGUUGAACAGCACGGGGCAGAGUGUGUUGUCUCCGUAUGAGCUCCAGGAGUUUGAGUGGGACGAUAUGAACAAGACGACGGAUUACACACACCACGCUGCAGAGCUCUGUGGGAGACACCCCAGCUUCAGCAGCAAUGCCUCCCUGUGUCUACACUUUUCAGCAUACGAGUCUUCGGGCCGAGAGGAAGCAUGGCCUAGUCUCCUACAUAACGCCAACUCCUCCCAGCUGCGCGUCUUGUUGAGAAAUAUGACUCCGCGAACAAACCAAUCACAUUUUGGCCUGGAACUCCAGACAGUGAGCGAGGCGGGGCUUCAGACCCGAGUCGACGUCCACAGGUCCAUCGAUGAUGAAUACACGCCCUCCAUCUUCCAGGUGUCAGAGUGGGUGUGGUCUCAUGAUAACUCCUCCUCCGUGGUGGGAUUCUCUCAGUGGAAGCCCGUAGUGUAUCAGAAGAUUCAGCCUGCUAUCGAGGACGCAGCGCCUUGCAGCCACUCAGAACCUGUCGAUCUACCUCAAGCUCCGCCCUCACGCAUCAUCCUGGCCUAUUUUACCCAGAGUUCCCUCACACACGGCCUCAACGUCACCUUCAAUGUGACCUCUGAACCUGCCAAAAACUCCACCCAGUACCUUAGCUGGACCAUGCUGGCGGGAAUCGGGACUCCUCCGUCAGAAUUCUUCUCUUCACUGGUGAUCGCCAUCAUGGCCGUCGGUCUCGGCACUCCUCUCCUCCUCAUCCUGGUGGGCGGAGUUUUCAUCUGUAUACAUAAAAGGAAUCAGGAUACGUUCAGCCAAUACGAAUCCAUCAACUGAGGCUGGCGGCUGUGACACAAGCCACGCCCGUAUGUAAUAACUGAUCAUUUUAACUGACUAUAAGUAGCAAUCAACCGAAGCAGCAUACUGCAAGCCCCUCCCACAGUGACUUCUGAGUUACAUGUUAACUUUUUGUUUUUGGUUUUUACAGUAAGUCUAUAUUCUGAAUAUUAAAUAAUGACUUCUCAGUUUUUUUGGAAUAAUGUUGCAAUAAUAAAAGUCAAUUGAUAUGGUGUUCUAAGCCCCGCCCACUUGUGCAAACUAACUAUUGUACAGUUUAAUGACCAGACAAACAGCGACUCACAAUCCACUAGAAUUUAUUGUGUAUAAUUUCUCACUGACCUCAGCAUAAUAACUGACCAAUGAUGAAUCACGUCAUAACUGAACCUCAACCGAGAUGUGUAAUAUGUAAGCCCUGCCCAUGUUUGUACUGACCAAUGAGAAGUCACGAAGACAAGACAAACAGCCAUAACAGCAGCUCUGCUACAAAAUAUAAUCAGUAAAAACCACGACAUGCCCAACCUAUCUGUGCAAUGUAAUAUGUAGCCCCGCCCCUGUACAAACCAACCAAUGAGAAGUCAUGAUUUAAUAACUGCUGAUAGUCUGAAAACUGACCAGUGAGAUGGAAGGGUGUAAUAAUUGACAGUAUCAAUCAACUGAGACGAUGUAACGUGUGUAGCCCCGCCCACAGGUGGGAAAUUACCACCAUCGAAAAGCUACAAUGUAAAAAACUGAGAGCUGAGAAGGAAUAGUGUAGUAACUGGCUUUGAUAUAAAUCAGCUGACAUAACAUAAAAUAUGUAGCCCCGCCCAUGUGUACAAACUGACCAAUGAAGUCAUAUGGAGAGGUCACUCAAGCUGGACGUCCAAUCACAAUUCACUAUCAUUGUAGUUCAAAUUAACGUGUCACAAUCUGUCUCCUUGGUGGAGUUUAUAUAAUGCUUGUUUAUGUUAACUGACCAAUCAGACGUCAUCUUUGUGUCUGACUUAGUGUGGGAGGGGCUUAAUGAGCUUAAUGUACCUGCUGAAUGCUUUCUCAGAAACACAGUAAUGGUGCCUGAAGUGGAGCCAGAACCGGUGCUUGUUGAAGGGAUUAGAGAACCCUUUUAAGAAGUGAUUUAAGAGUCAAACCAUCAUGUUGCUGGAUGUGGGCGUGUCCUAACUCAGAGUGUAGAACUUUAGCAAUGUAGCUCUUACGCUGUUGAUUUUCACCUUGGAUCAUUGAGUAAUGGUUGCAAAUUUAAAAUAUUUAGGUGUUAUGUAGUUGCUCAGGUUGAUACCACAGUGUUAAAAAUGACCCCGCCCCCUAGCCUCCUGGAGAAGUGACCCGAGACCUGGUGCCUUUAUGGUGAAAGGCGAUGGAACGCUUCAGAAUUAGAUGCUAGCACCUUGUUAACGGGAACUCGCAGGGAAUCUUUAUCAUGUGUGUUGUGAAUGUGUGAAGCCUUGGUUCUGAUCUCUCGCUCUUCUGAUGUUCACAUCAUCACACUGGGAUUCUGUUUCUGUUGUAAUGUUCUCACAGAAGGAGCACGUACAGUAAAAUGUCUUGUCCCACACUGCUGCUGAGUUCUGGACUGUGAUUGGGUCUGAAGGUGUUGAUUAGUUUUCUAUAACAGUAGCGCAGGUUUAUUUUGAUGCACUCGUUCUAAUAGGUUGUUGUUUCUAUAGUAACAGCUCAUUCACAAGGACUGAUGACGUUUCGGAUCAACCUCACUGAUUUUCAGAAGCGAAAGAGAGACUGGAACAUUUCUGCACUAAAUCAGUCUCAGGGAUUUUACACUGUGCUUCACAGCCUCAUCGACUCGCACGCAGAUACGUCUUACAUUCUAAACAGCUUUACUGCUGGAGAUCUCAAUUGUUGUAGGGAUCUACACAGAACCUUUUAAUGGUUCCUACAGCAGGAGAAACUGACCAACCCUUCUGAGUGCUAGACGGAACAAGCUGCAGCAGAUGGAAAUGGAACUGCAUCAACAAAACAAAUGUGCAACGCAGCAUCCCUCUCAAUUCUUUCCCUUCAGUUUCUCCUUUCUCAGUUUUAUAUUAUUGUGUAUUAUCAUGUAUUAUUACUAUACAUAUUGUAUAUUAUUAGAUUUCUUUGUGACAAAAUGGCAUUUUGUUUAAAAACACUUCAGAUUUCAGGGAAAACAGCUUAAAGCUGCAUUAUACUUUUAUUAGCACUUUUUUUUUUUUGAGUUUAUUUUUAUGGACACAGUUUACAACUGGACCCAGAAAUGCCUUGAGAAAAGACCGGUGUUGACUUUGUAAGAUACAGACCUGACCCGAGAGUAAUGUGUAUUAUAAGAUUUGUAUGAAUGUGUCUUUUGAAUCUGAGGAAGUACAAUUAAUAAACGUGAUGUUUGAGACAGUC